Andrographis paniculata is the source of this 3528-nucleotide messenger RNA. RefSeq names its product probably inactive leucine-rich repeat receptor-like protein kinase At3g28040. Gene Ontology annotation, biological process: protein phosphorylation. Gene Ontology annotation, molecular function: protein kinase activity; protein binding; ATP binding. NCBI's taxonomy places the organism in Eukaryota, Viridiplantae, Streptophyta, Magnoliopsida, Lamiales, Acanthaceae. The transcript has 2 exons. Bases 305 to 3331 code for a protein of 1008 amino acids. The record is from RefSeq and is a predicted model, not a curated record.
CACAAACUGAACUACUUCACUUCUCUCUCCUCUCCCUCAUCUGUUGUUAGUUUCUCACUCCUAAAAAUCCUAAAGCAGUGAGCUUCUUUACUCAUCAAUGGCGGCCUGUGACAUCUCUACCAAUCCCACCGCUCCCAUCAAUAUCUCAAGAUUCCAAUUCCACUCCUAACCUUCCCUCCCCAAUGCCCCACCACCACUUCUGAUCCAAACGCCGCCGCCGCGCCGCCGCCCCUCUCUCUCUCUCUCUCUCUCAAUAUACAAAUACAUACACAUAUACAUAUAUCUACUCUCUCUUUGUGUGAAUAUGGGAAAGGAGAGAGAACGAAAAGCCCUGCGGCUGCUGUCUUUCAUUCUCUCACUCACAACCCUCGCCGGCGCCGUCGACGUCGCCGGCGCCGGAGAAGGCAUCCAGCUAAACGACGACGUUUUGGGACUCAUCGUCUUCAAAUCAGGGCUUCUAGACCCUUCCAAAUCCCUAGAUUCCUGGACCGAGGACGACGACUCCCCCUGCGCCUGGGACUUCGUUCGUUGCACCGCCCGGAGCCGCCGCGUAUCGGAGCUCCACCUCGACGGCCUCAAUAUCGCCGGAAAAAUCGGCCGGGGCCUGGAAAAGCUACAAUCGCUUAAAAUCCUCUCCGUCUCCGGCAACAAUCUCACCGGCCGGAUUAACCCCGAGUUACCACUCAUCCCCGGCCUCCAAACCCUGAAUCUCAGCCGGAAUUCCCUCUCCGGCGACGUCUCCAACCUCUCCUCCUCCCUCCAGAUCCUCGACCUCUCCGGCAAUUCCCUGUCGGGGCUCCUCGCCGGAGACGUGUUCGACGGCGGCUGUUCGCUCCGGUACAUCUCUUUAUCGGGGAAUCAAUUCCAGGGCCCGAUUCCAGGCAGCCUGUCGGAAUGUAUGGUCCUGAAUCAUCUCAAUUUAUCGGGAAAUCGCUUCUCCGGCGGCCUCGAUUUCGCCGGAAUCUGGAAUCUGACGAGGCUCCGGGUACUGGAUCUCUCCGGCAAUGCGCUGUCUGGGCCAAUCCCCGCCGGCGUCGCUCGUCUGCACAAUUUAAAAGAGCUUAUCCUCGGUGGAAAUCAGUUCUCCGGCGCCGUUCCCGGCGACAUCGGAUUGUGCCCUCACUUGACACGUGUCGAUCUCAGCAACAAUCUCCUCACCGGAGAAAUUCCCGAGUCGCUGCAACGGCUGGACUCGCUCGUUUUUCUGAGUUUAUCCCACAACUUCCUCGCCGGAGACUUUCCCCGAUGGAUCGGAAAGAUGACCGCUCUGCAAUUCAUUGAUUUUUCCGGCAAUGAUUUGACGGGGUCACUUCCGGCAACCAUCGGAGACCUGAAAUCCGUGAGGUAUAUCAGCUUAUCCGACAACAGACUAAGCGACGCCAUACCGGAAUCCAUGGCAGACAUCGCAGGAUUAUCGGUGAUUCGACUGAAAGGAAACCUCUUCACUGGCAGCAUACCGGAGGCCCUUUUCGACAUGAACCUCGAUGAAGUCGACCUGUCUAGAAAUAAUCUGACCGGACCGAUCCCCCCUGCCUCCGACAAGCUUUUCGAGUCACUCCAGCUAUUGGACCUCUCUGGCAACAAUCUCAUCGGAGAUAUCCCGGCGGAGAUGGGCCUUUUCGGCAAGCUAAAGUAUCUGAACCUGUCGUGGAACGAAUUGGAAUCGAGAAUCCCGCCGGAGCUCGGCUACAUCCAGAAUCUCACCGUUUUGGAUCUCCGGAGCAGCGGCUUGAUCGGAAUGAUCCCGCCGGAUAUUUGUGAUUCCGGCAGCCUGGCGAUCCUUCAGCUCGACGGAAACUCCCUGACAGGGCCGAUUCCGGCGGAGAUCGGCAACUGCUCGUCGCUCUACUUGCUGAGCUUAUCCCACAACAAUCUCACCGGCGGCAUACCAGAAUCCAUGUCGACGUUACGGAAGCUUAAGGUUCUUAAGUUCGAGGAAAACCAAUUGAGUGGCGAGAUCCCUCGAGACCUCGGAAGGCUCGAGAAUCUCGUCAUCGCCAACAUCUCCCACAACCGCUUAGUCGGCCAGUUGCCGGCCGGAGGCAUUUUUCCGACGCUCGACGCCACCGCCAUAGACGGGAACCUCGGCCUAUGCUCGCCGCUGUUAAAAGGACCGUGUACGCUCAACGUCCCGAAGCCAUUGGUUCUCGACCCGUACGAGUACGCCGACCAAAUACGCCGCCGCCCGGAUGGCUAUAGCCCGUCGCAUCGUAGCUUCCUCAGCGUCUCGGCAAUCAUUGCCAUCUCGGCGGCGGCGCUGAUCGCCGUCGGCGUCGUCGUGAUCACUUUGCUCAAUGCGUCGGCGAGACGGCGGAUGGCGUUUGUCGAAACCGCACUCGAGAGUAUGUGCAGUAGCUCGACGCGGUCGGGUAGUAUCGUCGCGGGGAAGCUGAUUCUACUCGACCCGAAGGCGACAUCGCCGUCGCUGCCGUCCCCCGAGUCGAUCCUCGACAAGGCAGCCGUGGUCGGGGAAGGCGUGUUCGGGACUGUGUAUAAAACAGAGCUCGAACAGGGGAACCCGACGACGACGGUGGCGAUAAAAAAGCUUGUUGCGGCGAAUACGCUCCAAUACCAGGAGGAAUUCGACCGCGAAAUCCGGAUACUUGGCAAGGCGCGCCACCCGAAUUUGAUCGGUGUGAUCGGAUACUACUGGACGCCGCGGCUGCAGCUGGUUGUAACUGAUUACGCCAAUUGCGGCAGCCUCGAGUCGAGGCUGCAUGGGCCGGAGAAUGCGCUAACGUGGCCGGAGCGGUUCGCCGUCCUUAUCGGGACGGCGAAGGGGCUGGCCUAUUUGCACCACAGUUUCCGGCCGCCGAUCGUACACUACGACAUAAAGCCGAGCAAUGUGCUACUUGCCGGCGAAUUUUCCGGCGGCGGCGUGGUUCCGAAAAUUUCGGAUUUCGGAUUGGCGCGCGUUCUGGCGAAGCUAGACAAGCACGUGGCGAACAAUAGGUUUCGGAGUGCGCCGGGAUACGUGGCGCCGGAGAUGGCGUGCCGGAGCUUGAGGGUGAACGAGAAAUGCGAUGUGUACGGAUACGGAGUGCUGGUGUUGGAGGCGGUGACGGGGCGGCGGCCGGUGGAGUACGGCGAGGACAAUGUGGUGGUGCUGAGUGAGCAUGUUAGGGUUUUGCUGGAGGAGGGGAAUGUGCUGGAGUGCGUGGACGGGAGGAUGGGGCCGUACCCGGCGGAGGAGGUGCUGCCGGUGCUGAAGCUGGCGCUGGUGUGCACGUCGCAGAUUCCGUCGAGCCGGCCGUCGAUGGCGGAGGUGGUGCAGAUACUGGAGGUGAUCAAGGCGCCGGUGCCGAAUAGGACGAUGGAGGAGGCUAUCUGAGAGGUUGCUUCCAUGGCGGUCGGCGUCGCCAUUAAUGGAUGAAUUGAAUUGAAUUAGGGUUGAGUAUUGUUGGUUUAUUUGGUGAUUUGGGGAUUGGGUGCUUUUAGCCGUCUGAAUUUCGGGUUUAUUAUGGGUUGGGUAUGUUAAUUUUGUUUUGUUGUUAUUGCAAAUAUUAAUCAAGUACCAAAUUUUUAAGA